GGCAUUUCCUGGUCGGCCGGCGAUGGAGGAGACCUGCUCAGCCUUCCUGGACUACAAAACGGAGAAGUUUGCCCUCACCAGGAACCGUAAAGUGGGCCUUUUGCACCGCCUGAUCCAGCUGGGCAUCCUGGCAUACACAUUCGGAUGGGUGCUCCUCAUCCAGAAAGGCUACCAGGAAAAGGAUACGGACCCACACUUCUCAGUAAUCACCAAACUGAAAGGGGUUUCGGCCAUUCAGGUCCAAGAGCUCGGAGAGCGACUGUGGGAUGUGGCCGAUUACGUGAAGCCCCCUCAGGGAGAAAGUGUCUUCUUCUUGGCCACCAAUUUCAUUGCGACACCGAAUCAAACACAGGGGUUGUGCCCUGAGCAUCCUUCAAUCCCAGAUGGAAACUGCCAGCAAGAUUCGGAUUGUAGGGCUGGAGAGCCAGUAGUCAAUGGGAACGGAAUCAAAACGGGAAAGUGUAUCCAUUUGAAUGCUACCAGCAACACCUGCGAGAUCUACGGCUGGUGUCCGGUGGAAAACAAGACCUUACCCAGGAAACCGCACUUGAUCGAAGCUGGAAAUUUCACUCUGUUUAUUAAAAACACAAUCAACUUUGCCAAAUUCAACUUCUCCAGGACCAACACUUUGAAGACGAUGAAUGGGGCCUACUUCAAGGGCUGCCGCUAUGACGCUCUGGAUAGCCCUUUCUGCCCUGUUUUCCGUAUUCAUGACAUGGUGGAGGCUGCCGGGGCUAGCUUUGAGGAACUGGCCCUCAAGGGGGCAGCCCUUGGUUUGCGCAUCGACUGGGACUGCGACGCCGAUCAAGCCCCAUCGCAAUGCCAUCCUGGCUAUUCCUUCAACCUCCUGGACAAGGAAUUCAACUUCAGGACAGCCUCCUAUUACCGGGCCCCACUUUCUCCUCCCUCCCGGAGUCUGCUGAAACUCUACGGCAUCCGCUUUGACAUUUCAGUCCGUGGUCAGGCUGGGAAGUUCAGUAUCAUCCCCACUGUUGUCAACCUGGGCACCGGAGCAGCAUUCCUCGGGACUGUGAGUAUGGCCAGGUGGAAGGGCAAAGCAAGCUGUUCAUUCAGGAGCACAGCGAUGUUGGAGAUGUGUAAAAAUUGAACCCAGUGUAAAACCCACCAAGGGGUCAUGCCUUUGUUGGCCAACAGAAAUGCACCAAAUGAACAAUUUGAAGCUCCACCUGGCCUUCAGUGUUGGCCUUGUCCUUUCUUUAAACAUGGCAGGGAGAGGCUGUUUUUUGAGUGCCAAAUGCUGCCUUUUUCUAUCCUAGGCCACUGUCAUCUGUGAUCUGGUGCUCUUGUACCUUGACGC
This is a messenger RNA of Anolis sagrei ordinatus, 1318 nucleotides long. The record is from RefSeq and is a predicted model, not a curated record. Lineage: Eukaryota; Metazoa; Chordata; Lepidosauria; Squamata; Anolidae.